AUGAAGUCAUUCUUUUCACGUGUUGUGAAUUCAUUAAAGUUGAAAACCACACGAAGUUUACCGCGUGCGGAUGUUGACUGCAGUGAUUUUGUUACAACACGACCAGAAGCUCCAAGUGCGAUGCGACUACGUCAAGUUGUAUACAAACGUCGCUACGGCGGACAGAAUUCCACAACAACAACAACAGCAGCAGCAGCAGAGGAAACAGGAUCUACUUCCACCAGCACGGAUACUACUAACGAAAGUACGCAUAUGAAUACUUCCACGACGGAGUCAUUACGGCGAGAGGCAUCUGUGCGGAGUUCAGUGUUUGAUUUAAUGUACCGCUGCGGUGGUAAUGGUCGCUGCGUUGAGAAUGAUCACCUCUGUCGAUUUCCAUGCUGUUUCUCUAUGCGGCCCAUCACAAAAGGUGCAGAAGUGCUUGCAGAACGUUUUGCCUAUGAAGUGGAUGACGCCCCAACACCGCAGAUACGCGCUAUUGUACAGUUAGCCAAAGCAGAGGAAUUGGAAAAGGCUGUGAAUAGCAUUCAACACUUGGUGGAUGCAGAGAUACAGGCGGCUGCGGGUGGGCGUGUACUCUUGGCAGGAUUGCGGCAAAAGGAAUCCGCAGAGCAACAAGAACAAGAACACCAACGACAUCUACAAAAAGAUUAUGAAAAUACGUUUAGUCCUGCGGAGGCUAAGUAUGGUAGUGAAAGUGCAGCAGAGGGUGUGAAUCCACUACUAGAGAAUGAAAAAUUACGAAAUGAAGUAAUAUCUCUUUAUUUAUGGCGUGCCGUGUUGCUUGUAAACAUGCGAGCAGAUGAACGGGCUGUAAAUUCCUUGUUGAAUCUUGCCCCUCUGGUGCCGCAGCAGGAUCGAGUAAGACUCUACACCGCUGCAGCUACAUGGGCCGCAUUAAAUGAUAUGGAAGUAAUAUACUAUCGAUCCUUAUUACAGCAAUAUGUAUCUUUCCCUACAGCAGAGACAUUUGCACAUCAUAGACCAUUACUCCUACGGCGUGUCUUGAUAGCAUGUGGAGAGUUAGCGUACUUUGUGGAGUGUGCAACGCAUAUUGUGUUUGCGAAGGAAGUGACGGCGGCCGUUUCCCGUGCACAAUCAGCGCAGAUGCAUGGUGAUCUCACAGAAGAUCCAAUGAAGAGUUUAUGCAUUCCACUUGCCCUUCGUUAUUAUCGCUUUCACGUGGAUGACGCCUUCUGGUCACACUUUCUCCGCUUGUUGUGUAUGCCGCCUAUUCCUGCCCCCACCACAGAGACAGAGAGUGCGUGUGAUCCGGCGGAGCAGUUGGGACUCACACCAAACUACGUAUUAGAUGCCGUGGGCCGAUCUAUGUUACUCCAUCAUCUCGCCAUGCUUCACGAGGCACGUGAGAGGGAAAUCGCUAGCGGCGCUGUUGCCAAUACUGUAAAGAAAAUAAAGGCAACAGAAGGUGAGGCGGCGGUGGUGCAUCCUUCACACUAUGAACGUGUACUCACGGAUGGGGAACGUGGGAUUGUGGUGACACGACUGAGGGAGUUGCUCAUGCACGUGCGCACCUACGAGGCAAAGGAGAAGUCAUUGAAUGGAGGAGAGAAGGGACGUCUAACUGGUAUGAAUACAGAAGGAGUAGCAAAAAAGAAAGAAACAACAACAACAACAACAACAACAACAACAACAACAACAACAACAACGAGUGCCACACAAAAUAUGGCAUCUGGGAGUAGUGUGGGAAAGACUUCUACAGGUGAUGGAGAAGGCAAAUCAUCUCCAUGA
This is a messenger RNA of Trypanosoma theileri, 1752 nucleotides long. RefSeq lists its product as uncharacterized. The record is from RefSeq and is a predicted model, not a curated record. The coding region runs from base 1 to 1752 and encodes 583 amino acids. The transcript has a single exon. NCBI's taxonomy places the organism in Eukaryota, Euglenozoa, Kinetoplastea, Trypanosomatida, Trypanosomatidae.